Molecule: messenger RNA, 3578 nt
Organism: Acanthopagrus latus (yellowfin seabream)
Lineage: Eukaryota; Metazoa; Chordata; Actinopteri; Spariformes; Sparidae
Gene: tspy
Product: testis specific protein Y-linked
Exons: 7
Coding region: 470-2086 (538 amino acids)
Biological process (GO): nucleosome assembly
Cellular component (GO): chromatin; nucleus
Molecular function (GO): histone binding; chromatin binding
Source: RefSeq, a predicted model, not a curated record
GCGGCGUGCCGUAGCCAAUCAGAGGAUUGUUUUUCUGUCACGUCGGUGCACGGAUAGUAAGCUAACGGAUAAUGCAAACAUAAACUAAUAUAAAGAACGCGGAUUGUCGCUUAAGGCGAUAAAGCACGGGGAGGUUUGAUUAUUUGGACCGAGUCUUUCGUACUGGACUUUUAUUCGUGAGGAUGUGGUGCAGCCAUUACCGUGAAGACACGCGAACUGGGUGAAGUAAGCUAACUACCGUUAGCACUAGCCCGCUAUUUUUUAACGGCGAGCAAGGCCGCGGAGAAAUACAAGAGCUGCUUCCUGUUCCAGCUCCAUUGAGAAUGUAGGUUACGUUACGAUAUGAGUUACAAAACCACAACGGUUGUCUGAGUAGCUAGUCCUGUGGUGUAAUCGGUCGCAUUUUAAGUUUGUUUCUGUUGAGCUUGCGGGCUACCUAGCGUGUUAGCUAUUUGGCUAGGUAGCUAGCAUGAGUGAACUGACGGACUGCAAACAGUCCGCUGACUCCGCAUCGAGGAAACGGUGUCCAUCGCCCGACCGCGAUGAAGUCGUCCCCAGCAAGUCCACAAAAGUGAAUGACGCAUCAAACGAAGCGGGGGUGACUUCGAAAAGUUGCAAAGACAGUGAAGCUGAGAGCAACGUGAAGGAAACAACUGGGAGCGAGGGCCAGUCGAAAGACAGUGAGAAGAAACCAGCUGCUGUGAGAACGGACCAGGGUUCAGAUGGCACCUGUGUCAACACCUCCAGUGCUGGCGACCACGAUGCCAGCAACUCUGAAAAGCCACAGUCCUCAGAUGCACGGGGAUCAUCUGCUGCUAAGGCAGCUCCAGAGAAACCAGCCGGAACAAAACUGCGUGCUUCAACUCCUCUGGAUCAGUCCGACUCAGCAGCCAUAGCAGCUGCUGAAGCUCUUGCCAGUCUCACAGGAGGAGAUGGGGACGACAGUCAAGAGACUCCUUGCUCAUCAGAAAAGGCUAAACAGGUGAAACCGGGGAGCAGAUUCAAGCAACGAGGGGCCCAUCAGUCUGCGAGAGCAGGCUUCAAAACGCAGGCAGCUGCUGCAGACAGCUCCACAUCUGUGCAUAGUACUGAUAGGGAAGAUGCAGAUGAGAUGCCAGAAGCGGAUGAAGGUGAUGAAUCCAUAUCGGGAUCAUCGUCCACUCCGAGCUCCUCGUUCCCAUCAGACAAUGAGGACAAUGAUGAUGGGGAGUGUGCCAUUGUGUCAGUUAAGAUGGCCCCAGAGAUGAGGCAGUCGGUGGCUCUCCUGGCACAGGUACAAAUGAGACUGGAAGCGCUUGAGAAGAAAAGCGCGCGGCUUCACCAGCGGCUGGAGCUGAAGAUUAGUCGCCAGCGGCGUCCACAUCUUGAUCAGCGCAGCUCGAUCGCUAAAACCAUCCCUGGCUUCUGGGUUACAGCUCUGUUGAACCAUCCUCACCUCUCAGCUCACAUUGACGAGACAGAUGAAGACGCUCUCAGUUACAUGACUGAUCUCGAGAUCGAGUCCUUCAAGAAUAAUAAACUCGGCUACAGGAUCCGUUUCCACUUCAGACGGAACCCAUACUUCCAGAACAACAUCAUUAUGAAGGAGCUCCACCUCGGGAUGGGAGGAUCUCCCAUGUCAUUCUCCAACCCAAUCCUGUGGCACCGUGGACAGAACCUGACGGCCCACAGCGAGCCCAGGAAAACGUCGCGCGGGGUCUACCAGACCUUUUUCAGCUGGUUCAGUGACCAUAGCAACCCAGGUCAAGAUGAUGUAGCACAGAUUCUUAAGGACGACCUGUAUAGAGACCCUCUGAGAUACUACCUCACUCCACUCUGGGAACCGAGAGAGAACGGCAGCGGUGGCAGCGGGGCCAGAGCAGCAGACAACGGUAAUGGAGAUGACUGUGUGGUGAUCUCCGACUCGGAUGAUGAGCCUGGAGAGGAAGCUGGCGAGGCCGAACAAGGUCACAGCAGGGAGGAGGAAGAGGACGACGAAGAGGUGGAGGAGGAAGAAGAGGAAGAAGAAGAAGUAGAAGAAGAAGAGGAAGAGAGGGUGCCAAGUGCUGGCUCCGACGACAGCGAGCAGGACGAGGAGGAGGCCUGAAGAAGAGGAGGAGGUUUAAUCGAUGAAGAUGGUGAAGUCAUCAAGGGACCAGAGACCAGGACGAUGAAGAGGAUGCCCAAGCUGGCAGAUAGUACCAGAGCAAUUUAUUGUGAUUUUUAUGCACAGAAUAUUGGUUUGUGUUGUUUUUAUACCUAAAAUAAAUAGAAAUAUGUAAAAAUGAAAAAAAAGAGAUAAAGUAAAAAAUCAGGGUUAACCAUAAUAAUAAAGCCAAGGCAGCAUGUUUUCCCCUUCUAUUUUUUAACAGUCGGUACUGUGUAUUCUGAUGUACUCACCUUUUGCAGAAUGGUUUUCUAAACAGUUUAGGCAAAUAAUGCUCAGCUGAUACAAGUAGUCUUCAUCACACGACGGCCUAAACACUAAAAACGUUGGUGAGAUUUUGAUCGAUGAUUUAAAACAUUUUGCGCAGGAAAUUCUCCAGAUGUUUGAUGUAAAGACCCUUCAGUGGCGUUAUUAGUGACCAGGACGGAUUUUUAGCUGUUUUUAGAAUCAUCGUGGCAAACAUCAACACAACCCGAAAUUGAUAUCAAGACAGUACAUUUCAGAUGCACUGAGUACUGAACCAAAAUUUGUUCUCAGGGAUGAUCAUGGUGGUAGUUUUCUGGAAAGAGCAUUACCGGUUUUCAGUCAUUCACACUCUCUGGUUGUUGUUGGCUGUGUAAAAGGAAACGUGUACUCUACUGUAGUAAAUAGGAACAAAUAUUGUUUUAAUAUGCUACCUGUGUUUCUCCUCCGUCACCUAUGUGUUCAGUCUUGUUUCACACCGACGUCCACCCCCGUUAACAUCCUGUAAAACCAUCUCUGAUCUUUUUGAAAUCAUCGCGUAGUUUUACCAACGUUCCGUGGAUUCCUACGUUCUUUUUUUUUUUUUUUGUAACGCACUCCUACAACAAGUAGCUGAGUUUUGUACCUUCUUUUCUUUAGAACUUAACUUAAUUUUGCUUUGUUUUGUUUUAAGAUUCUUUUUUUUUGUUAUUGUUUUUAAAGAAAAAGGUAUUUAUUACAUUGUCUUUCUGUUCUUUACGUCUGCACCACGGCAUGCCUGUGAGCAUGAAAUGUAAGGCGGGAUGAUUACGGUAAACUUCCGAGGCUUUUUUCUUUUUCUUUUUUUUUCCCCUGUGCACAGUGUCAGUAAAUGUAAAUGUCGAGUGCACAGCAGCAUAAUGGGGUGCACUGUAACAAAAUUUUAGUAUUUGUAUUUGCUUACUUUUCUUAGCAAUGACCUGUAAAUAAUACUUCAGCGUUUGUCUUUUCGGAUGACACGAGCACACGUGUGUAACCCAUGGAUAAAUUUAUCAAGGUAAUCUGGAGUUUUUUCAUAAACAUGAUCAGAAAGUUAUAUUUUGUGUGCUGUGUUUUAUAGAACACUGUAGUUUAAAGAUACCUACUUGUUGGUUGCUUUGGUUAAUUUUGUUUGCUUUAAGAUAAAUGUCCACCUUUUGACUCAGACCUAAUAAAAUGGGCAGUUGUUUCA